This is a messenger RNA of Dromiciops gliroides (monito del monte), 2489 nucleotides long. It is a transcript of the gene C1H19orf44, whose product is annotated as chromosome 1 C19orf44 homolog. The coding region runs from base 142 to 2139 and encodes 665 amino acids. The record is from RefSeq and is a predicted model, not a curated record. The transcript is spliced from 9 exons. NCBI's taxonomy places the organism in Eukaryota, Metazoa, Chordata, Mammalia, Microbiotheria, Microbiotheriidae.
GCGAGGCCGGAAGUCCAAUUCUGUUGCCUAGAGAGACCGUUAGUGAGUACUGGGCCCUCCGGCCCUGGGCCGGGGGAUAGGUGUGCGGAGGAUUAAGAUCGGACUGGGCCUCAGAGGAGGCGAACCGAAGAAGGAGGUAGGAUGUCAGCAGCAAGGAGAUCCAGCUUGUUAAACACCAGCCACUUAGCUAAUGAUUUUUUUUAUGAUUCCAGUGAUGUUUCCAUAGGAGAUAUGAGGAUGAAGGAAGUUCAGAAUAGGGUCCUCAGAGGUGAAGGCCUUGCUAACACACCAUUUAGCCAAAGCAGAUUCCUAAAGAGGAAGCAAAAUGCUGAUGAAAACCAGUUUUUCUUCAAGGGUAGUACCAUAAGAGAGAUGGGGAGCAGGACCUCUUUAAGUAGAUCACUGACUACUGCCUCCAAGAUGAGGGCAAAUGCAGCUUUGAUGAAACUAGCACAAAUAGAAACGAAAAUUAUGGGCCGAAAGCUGCAGGUUGAUUUGUCUGACACUGAUACAGAUGGGAAGAGUCCUGAUGACAUUUCUUUGAAUCAGAGAGCUGAUGCCCUUUCUCUGAAGAAUGUAAGCGACAUUCCCUGGCAAUGCGGGGAUAAACUUCCCACCACCAGUAGCAAUGAGAGAGUGAGUCGGUUUCUGAAGAAGAAAGGUCCAGCUGCUGAAAAUAUAGCCAGUACAGCACAGUUUGGAAACAUCAAGAGCUCUCAACCACCCAAACAGAAAGAGCCAGUUAGAAAGCUGGUUUCUCUGGAUAGUGACGAAGAGGAAAUGAAACUGUUGCUGGGAAACUUUGUGAAGCCUUUCAGCGACAGAGAGACGCCUAAGAAUGCUGUUCUUAUGAAUGCUAAACUUAAGGAGGCUGAAUCUAAGGCACUCUCUCUGGAUGAGAUUCUGAGUCCACCAAGUGCUCUUUCUCCACCCAGUGAAGAAUUGUCCAGUCUCAAGCUUUUUCGAACAUUGCGCCUGCCUGAGGAAAGCUGUCAAGAAGCAGCCUCCCAAGGUAUCCCUUCAAGAACGCCUUCCCCGCAGAGUGGUGGGAAAAACAAAACUUCAAGAUCACCAUCACUGUCCAUAAUGCAUUACUUCUCAAGGCCAACAUCCCCUAAAAAGGAACAUAUAAAGCUGGCAUUCUCACCUGAGGAGACUGAAAUUGGAUCACUGGAUGAGCUGUGCUCUGAAGCAUCCAGUGGUAGCUUAAAUGAUUUUAAAAUAAACAUUUUAUCCCUUGAUGAUUUGGCUCCAGAUGAUAUCAGUGAGAAAAUAGAACUCGGACAAAAAGAAGAAGAUCAUAGAAUGAAACAACCAAGCAAGGAAUUAAAAACAGAUGUGUCAGUUGUCAAAUGUAUACAAAGAAGAAAUGCCAAAGAGAUGAGCCCAGAGACGAGUAUGAACAUUACUUCUCUUCAUACUGAAGAGGAAAGUCACACUGCCAGUGAAAUAUGUGAGGAUGUGAAUGAGGAGUCUGUCCCCUUUUCUAGAGAGGAAAGUAUUUCCAGCAGGAGGUCCCCAUCUCCUAGACCUCAGGAGAGUACUAUAAACUCAGUGUAUUCUGAAGACUUUGAAAAGUCUCCAAGUUCAACAGUAUCUGGGCAGACGGCCUACUCCCAAGAGUCAUUAGACGAGACACUGGAGUCUUUGUCUGAGAGCCCUUCAUAUUCUCAAAGCGACCUUCCCACACAGUUGGGAAAGCCUGGUCAGAAGCGGAAUGAGGAUGUAAGGAGACUCUUAGUGAAAGAAGUGGCUGUUCAGACUUAUGAUCCUGUAUUUACCUACAGCUGGACAAAGGAGAGUAUGGCGACCAUUGGCCCAAGUCUGGGCAGAGCGUACUUGGAUCCUGAACCUAUUGCCAGUCAUGUGAUUAGUGCAGAUGCAAUAGAAGCUCUGACAGCCUAUAGUCCUGCAGCCUUUGCUUUGAAUGACAUGUUAAAACAGCAGUUGACAUUGACAAAACAGUUUAUGGAAACCAGCCGGUAUCUGCAUUUUUCUCUCCUGAAGUCCCUGGAAGAUGACACAUUCCAUUAUCAAACAUUGGAAGAAGUCAAAGAGUAUAUUAAGAAACACAAGUCACCACCACUGACAAUUGAGAAAGCUUUGGAGGAAGUUGUAAAGGAAAUGUCGGAUCACUGAACAGAGAUUUGCUUCCAGUAUAGAAAAGCACCAGAAGAUUAUGAAUCUACAUAGAAACAGUCUGCCAGCAAAAUUCAAAAAGGAAGAGAAAUCUUACGGAGGAGUAGGACUCCGAGAUCGGGAUCGGCGCCUCCUUCCUGGGGAGUAAGAUUUUGACCUGGAUCUGGACCUUGACCGUGAUCUGCUUCGUGAAGAACGGGACCGGCUUCUGCUCCUGUAUCACAAGAGUGUCCAAAUUUAGUUAUAUUCUCCUCUAGAAAAAUUGAACAUGAGCAUCCAGCCUUGAAAAUCAUGAAGGGGCUCUGCUUCAGGAAGAAAGGCCCAAUUGUGACCUACCUAGACCGGGAGCG